AGACAAGGAACAAAGGCCACUGUCUCUGAAGUACCUCGCAGCCUAGAUGCGGCAGUUGCACUGAGUUCCGUUCUGUGCACCCAUGUUUCUCGCCACUCCUGAAACAAAGUGACUCUUUAAAGAGGCAAAAGACCAAGGAUCUGUCGACAGCACCAUGCAGCAUCAGUACCAUAUGACCCAGGGCCUGGUACUCCUUGUGGUCCAUUUCACUGCCCUCAGCCUGGGCCAAAAGCCAGAAGCUUGCAACCUGCCGAUGGAUGAAGGUCAGACAGGAAAUAAUCCUUCUGUGAGAUUUUAUUACGACAAACCUACAGACCGCUGUAAGAUUUUUGCAUAUAGAGGGGCAGGAGGAAAUGCGAACCGCUUCGCCGCUGACAAGGCCUGCAUGAAGAACUGCUCAGAUCGUGCAGAUGAGACCUAUCCAGAGGGCGACAGGGCUUGCCUGCUGCCGAAGGACCCGGGGGAAUGCAAAGGGCGGUACCUGCUGUUUUACUUUGACCUUGCAAAGAAGAAGUGCAAGACCUUCCUGUACGGGGGGUGUGGAGGAAAUGGGAACCGGUUCUUAUUUUCCAAAAUAUGUGCCAAAGUCUGUGCGACCAAAAUGGAAGGACCACCUGGUGAGGCUGACGAUGAAUCAGAGGUGAACGAAGCGUUGGUUGUGGGACUGGGAAUGGGAUGUGCUGUGGUGAUCACUCUCAUUGUUGCACUGGCUGUGUUCCUCAUCCAGAGGACAAAAAGGAACAGGAAGCCAGUAACAAAGUACAUUGAGGAUCCACUAACCAGAGGGAUUGAAAUGAAAUAAAAUGGAAGAAAUAAACCAAUAAAGCUCAAAGCUUUCUGAUAAAUAUUUAUGGAAUAUUUUGAUGUAAUUAGUAAGCUGUUCAUUACAUUUCUAACUGUUCUACUUUACUAAGCAUAUUUCAUGCCAAUAACCAUUACUGUCAAUGGUGCAAUUCUAUAAAAUGUGUCUUUCACAAUGGAUGCAUGGGGCUGUGAACUGCACUUACACCAAGUCUGCCCACAGGCUUCCUUGUUGCAGCUCCUAACACCCCUACCUCAGGGUCGGAAAGUGCAGAUCCAAUUCCCAUUCCUAAUCCGUGCAUGUAGCCUAGUCUGGUGCCAUUGUGCAGCACAGGGAGAGUUUUGUACUCCCAUAGGUUAAUCUGAGAUGCAAAUUAAAGAUCAAAUUCCUCUGUGCGGAAAACCAGGG
Messenger RNA from Mobula hypostoma (lesser devil ray), 1210 nucleotides. Its product is annotated as BPTI/Kunitz domain-containing protein. The record is from RefSeq and is a predicted model, not a curated record. NCBI's taxonomy places the organism in Eukaryota, Metazoa, Chordata, Chondrichthyes, Myliobatiformes, Myliobatidae. The transcript has 6 exons. Bases 155 to 802 code for a protein of 215 amino acids. Gene Ontology annotation, molecular function: serine-type endopeptidase inhibitor activity.